GAGUUUUCAGUUGUGUACAGUCUCUCUGAUACUCUCGUGAGUGACUUAAUUCGCUCGUGUUUUCAUGCGGCGCUCGAGGGAAACGUGUUUUCGUGUUAAUCUCGAUAUGGAGCAGCCUGAUAAGUCUUAUCUGCGAUAGCUCGACUAUUUACUGUACAUCUACAGUGAGAUCGAUAAUGGCUACGAUGAUGUGUUGGCUUUCGAGUGUUAAGCUAGAAAAUAAGUGUUGUUAAAGCAGCUUUUCAAAAAGGGAACGAUUUUAGUGAUUAUAUAACCCAGAUGGCAGCAUAAGCUGAGCAAGAGUUUAUCGACGGAGUUGUUCUUACUGGUAUCGAGUUGCUAACAUUGCAACGAGAUGGCGCUUUUUAUUGAUCGACGCAGAAGCAAGUAGAAGCGCGCGAUUUGAAGCUGGUGAAGAGAAAAAUUGUAAUUUUUAAAGUAAUUUUUAAGCUAACUUUUUACUGUUACAUAUAUUUCAACCCGAAACAAAGAUUAUUUUUUGUAGAUUAAAUACCGUUAUGUAAUUUUUAAAACAAAAUAUUCCGUAUUUAGGAAUAAAAGUUUUGUUUAACAUAUGCAAAGUACUGAUUAAUGUAAGACGCAACUUUGUAAUCAACAAAUAAGUAUAUCAAUCAAGACAAGUAUAAUUAUUCAUAAUUAUGGUAAGAUUAAACAUGACAAAUCAUUUUUAAUAUAGGUAAUUAAAUACACGCAUAGGGAAUACAUAAGUUUGUAUUGAUUAAGGUUAGUAUUAAGAAACGAACAAUUAAUUAACUAUUAACGAAUAAUGACAGGUAAUAAGGAAAUCCCACACUUGUGAAAAUAAAUUAAUGUUUCAAUAUCAAUUAUUACGAGCUACUUAUAAUAUCAAAUUAAUUACCAUUAACAAGAGUUUUUUCUUCAGUGCAGAUUUAUUUUUUCCAUUAUAAUUUAGGAACGAAUAAGUAUAUUUGUAAUAUUGAUUACAAUAAUACAUUUUUAUGAUGAUUGGUAGAUGCAUUUAAAAAAAUCAUAGCAAAGCACUUUCUCACCUGACAAAAAACUGCAGGGGCUUACAUUUUAUUACCAAUAAAAUUUUUUCAAAAUCAUACUUUAGCUAUUUAAAAGUUGUAUCUUUAUAUCGACAAAUAUUUUGAUUUCUAAACUGAAAUUAAUAUACAUUAUUUUAUAUUGGCAGUACUCAGAUUUUCUCUUCGCAAAGAAAGCAAUACUAAACUUUAAAACCAAUCACUAUGUAACACGUAUACUCUAGAUAUGUAAUAUAUUAUUUGCAACUUGUAUGUAAUUAUUUAUUUACUAUAUGAAUUUAUUCUUCACUCAGAUAUGUAUAAAGCGUGAGCACAAAUUAUUGUGUAGCUGCCUAAAUUACAUUUUUUAUUCUAGUAUGAUUUGCAUAUUAGAUUAGCAAUUACGCAUACAGUUCUCUCAUGAUCGCGUGUGCGCAGUAUGAUCAUGUUCUUCUUUAGAUUAACGCUGUCAUAGUCGCUUAUAUUAGUGCUCAGGCUAUGAAAUUAUUUUUGUACAAAUGCACAUUUUUUAACAUUUUGUAAAAUUAUACUUGUGUUGAUAAAUGCACAUUCAUUGAUAUUAUUUUAUAAACAAGUACCAAGAUGUGAGUAAAUUUCUUUUUGUUAUCUAAAUCUCAUAAAUAUGUAUAAUUUUUAUAACUAUUUCUUUUAACAGUAUUUGAUUAAAUACGUUUUAAACCGUUAGUGUCUAAAACAAAUACAUGUGCCGAUCGAGUAAAAUAACGAGUAUUUUUGAGAUAAAAAAUAAGCAACAUGUGUGCAAAUAUUUUCAUAGGACAUCAUCAAUUUGGUUUACGGGUAGUUGGCAGUUGGCCAGGAAAGUCCCAAUUACCAGGUUUUUAUUUUGCUAUUGGAAUAAUGUUAUUUUUUCUUAUCUUUGAAAUAUUGAACAUUACUGAAGUUUACCACGAUCUUGAAGAACUUAUGGAUAACUUGGUAUCGACAAUAGGAGUAGUGUUGGGAUUAUUCAAAUUCAUCACAGUACGGGUGAAACGCAGAAAAUUAAAAACCGUGAUUAAUAAAAUUUUCGAUGACUGGAAGACCGACAGCCAAUUUGUGUCUGAAAUGAUGGUAAAAAAUUGCACCCGUUCCCAGCUUGUGUCCAAAUUUGUCAUAUUUUUGUAUAACAGCAUGAAUUUCACAUACUUCUUGAGAACUGUGAUAUCUCAUAUAUUCGAUGAGGUUCAAGAUAGAAAAUUUUUAGCUCAAGUAACUUUUCCUAUUGUCGAUGGAAGACAAACACCAUUGUACGAGAUUAUAAUAUUUUUUCAAUUCAUUACGGCAUCAGUAUGCUUUAACAGUCAAGCUUUAGUUGAAGGUUUACUUGCAACUUUGGUUCUACAUGCAUGUUCAAAAGUGGACGUCGUUAGAAGAGAAAUUCUAAAUUUUUCAACAAUUUGCAAAACAGAUAAGAAUGACAAAAAAGAUAUACUUAAGACUUUGAGAAAAUUAUCUGAAGAACACUUUAAGUUCAUUGAAUUUUCAGAAGAUAUUCAAGAUAUUUUUUCAUAUGUUUCAUUCUUUCACAUAUUCUUCUUAACCUUAAUUCAAGUUGUAUCAGGGUAUAUGUUCAUAGAUGGAUUAGAACGGGGUACAAAACCAGUUAAUUUAAUUCACUACGCAAUAUUGACAACAUCAUUUUUAGUAAGCGCAGGUUAUUAUUGCAUUGCCGGAGAAUACUUGACGAGCCAGAGUGAAAUAAUAUUCAAUGAGUUGUACAAUUGCUAUUGGUAUGAAUUUCCAUCUUCUUAUAAGAAAGCAAUUUGUUUUAUGUUACUUAAAGCUCGAAAACCAGUGAAACUUACUGUUGGGAAAUUCAGCACGCUAUCUCUGAUAUACUUAACCAGUAUAAUGAAGACUUCAUUUUCUUAUCUCUCCUUAGUUCGUGCGGUACGAUAAGUAUUUAAAAGUACUUAUACGAGAACAUUGAUACUACUGUGAAUUAUACAAAAAUUACACGAAUAAUAAAGUUUUUAAAAAUAAA
Molecule: messenger RNA, 3012 nt
Organism: Nasonia vitripennis (jewel wasp)
Lineage: Eukaryota; Metazoa; Arthropoda; Insecta; Hymenoptera; Pteromalidae
Gene: Or62
Product: odorant receptor 62
Exons: 7
Coding region: 1782-2927 (381 amino acids)
Biological process (GO): sensory perception of smell; detection of chemical stimulus involved in sensory perception of smell
Cellular component (GO): plasma membrane
Molecular function (GO): olfactory receptor activity; odorant binding
Source: RefSeq, a predicted model, not a curated record